Vicugna pacos (alpaca) is the source of this 1707-nucleotide messenger RNA. Lineage: Eukaryota; Metazoa; Chordata; Mammalia; Artiodactyla; Camelidae. The record is from RefSeq and is a predicted model, not a curated record.
UGCCGGGGCAGCGCCCCACUCCGGGAAGCCCGAGGGUCGUUUUCAGCCCCAGCCGGAGGGCUUGGGCUCCGUGGGCUCUCAGGCUUGUUAACCAUCUCUCAGCUGAGCCCUCAGACUGGCUUAGGGCAUGUUGACUCCGUAUGUGCGACACGGCUGAGAACGGGGCGAGAACCACUGUCCCUGGUCAACCUGCGGAAGAGAAGCCUGGAACCUGGAGAGGAAGAGCUGGCGUCCAGGCUGGACCACUACAAGGCCAAGGCCACGAGGCACAUCUUCCUCAUCAGGCACUCCCAGUAUCACGUGGACGCCUCCCUGGAGAAGGACCGCACACUGACGCCCCUGGGUCGAGAGCAGGCUGAACUAACUGGCCUCCGACUUGCAAGCUUGGGGUUGAAGUUUAAUAAAAUCGUCCACUCCUCCAUGACCCGCGCAGUAGAAACCACUGACAUCAUCAGCAAACACCUGCCGGGCGUCUGCAGGGUCAGCACGGACCUGCUGAGGGAAGGCGCCCCCAUCGAGCCCGACCCCCCCGUGUCCCACUGGAAGCCGGAGGCUGUGCAGUAUUACGAAGACGGAGCCCGAAUCGAGGCCGCCUUCCGGAACUACAUCCACCGUGCAGACGCCAAGCAGCAGGAGGACAGCUACGAGAUCUUCAUCUGCCACGCCAACGUCAUCCGCUACAUCGUGUGCCGGGCCCUGCAGUUCCCACCGGAAGGCUGGCUCCGCCUCUCCCUCAACAAUGGCAGCAUCACCCACCUGGUGGUCCGGCCAGAUGGCCGCGUGGCACUCCGGGCCCUCGGGGACACAGGGUUCAUGCCCCCGGACAAGAUCUCGCGCUCCUGAGGGGCUCCCAGCCAGGCCCUGGCGUGGGUGCCACCGAGUACACAGGCUCCUCCCUCCAUCUUCCCUCCACGGGCUUCGCUGUGGCCAGUCCCGUCACUCCAGGAUGUGGCAGCGGAGCAGAAGUGUCCUGAACUUUUCAGUACUUGCGGCCCAGGACGGGCAAGGGAGACAUUUGGGUCCGAUCUGCUUGAUUUCUUGCAGGGUCUCUGCCUCGCUCUUGUCCUGCAGGACGAGCCGCGGGGUCUUGGGGACUGGGUGAGGCCUCAGAAGCCAUCCUGGUGGAGCUGCAGGGCCCCGUCAGCAAAGCCUGUCAGCAGAACUCGGGGAGGAGGGCGCCAGUGCUUCCUUCGUAACUUAUUUCGCUUCACACAUUUCUUUCCAUUUCUUAAAACUCUGGUCACUUAACUAUUUGUCAGUUAAGGAUUUUCUGUAUUUGGGUUCUUGCCUUGAAAACCAGUCUCUACUUGAGUUACUCCCCAGAUGCUGUUGGAUUGGGGCUCAACUGUGUCAUUAGGCCUUUGCGGACAUGGGAGCCCCUGGCAGGUGAGGGCAGUGACGCACCUGAAGGUGUCGCAGGAGAGGGGCCAGGCAGCGGUGGCCCAGGAGGGGGUCUGGUUUCUAUAAAAUGUCUGACUCACAGUUCAGUCUUUGUUUGCCUCUGGUUGUUCAUCUUUUGUGCUUAUAUUUAGAUAUGAUGUAUCCAUCCCAAAUUUCCAUUAAUAUAGGGAAAACUACAGUUUCUGUGGAGUGGUUGUGAACAUUUUCUGCAAUCAGUGCAACUAAUUAAUUAGGAUAUUUGAUCCAUUUCUCCGUCAACUUUGGAAAUGACUACAAAAUAAAAUUUUAUUAUACUGGUUUUUCAAA